This is a messenger RNA of Rotaria sordida, 348 nucleotides long. Lineage: Eukaryota; Metazoa; Rotifera; Eurotatoria; Philodinida; Philodinidae. The record is from the annotation of a GenBank genome assembly.
AUGCCGAUCGGUGGAAAUAAUACUGAACCACAUAAGAAACGUUCAAAAAAAAAACGAUCUAAUAAACAAACAUCAAAAUCAAAACGACGAAUAACAGAAAAAAAUGAAACAAAAGAUUCUAAGAAAAAUAUUUGUGAUACAAAUCAAUCUGAUUUAAAUAAAUUAACACCGGCUAAUUUAUCGUCUCUUCGUUGGGAUAAUAUAUUAACCGAUGCAACGCUUGAAAAUGAUCGUAUUGAACAAUAUAAAGAACUUCGACGACAACGAUAUUGUGAAGCUCGACAACAAGCAAUUGAAACUUUAAUUGAAAAACUGAUGAAAACAACUGUUAAUGUCUCAGAAAAAUAA